This is a messenger RNA of Symphalangus syndactylus (siamang), 2214 nucleotides long. RefSeq names its product fibroblast growth factor receptor substrate 3 (gene FRS3). Gene Ontology annotation, biological process: fibroblast growth factor receptor signaling pathway. The record is from RefSeq and is a predicted model, not a curated record. Gene Ontology annotation, molecular function: transmembrane receptor protein tyrosine kinase adaptor activity; fibroblast growth factor receptor binding. Lineage: Eukaryota; Metazoa; Chordata; Mammalia; Primates; Hylobatidae. Gene Ontology annotation, cellular component: cytoplasm.
GGUGCUGCCGGUGACCUCCGACCCCGCGGCCGCGGGGCGGGGCGGGGAGGCCUUAGCUCCGGGCGGGCGGCGGCUGCUGCAGCGGGACCCGGGAGCGGGGCCCGGCGCCGCCUGGGCCGCGGGGCGAUGUGAGCCCCAGGUGUAUCUCAGAGGGAUCCGGGUGACUUCUCUGCAGACUGUUUGCCAUGACAGCCCCCCAAGGACGGGGGAAAUGAAGUGGGAACCCUUCCCCAUGCCCCUCCCACGGUCAGCUCCCCAAUGGCCUGGGUGAGGGCAGGCUGGCUGCUCUGACACCAUGGGGAGCUGCUGCAGCUGCCUGAACAGAGACAGUGUUCCGGACAACCACCCCACCAAGUUCAAGGUGACAAAUGUGGAUGACGAGGGGGUGGAGCUGGGCUCUGGGGUGAUGGAGCUGACACAGAGUGAGCUGGUGCUGCACCUGCAUCGGCGUGAGGCCGUCCGCUGGCCUUACCUCUGCCUGCGGCGCUAUGGCUACGACUCCAACCUCUUUUCCUUUGAGAGUGGCCGCCGAUGUCAGACAGGCCAGGGAAUAUUUGCAUUUAAGUGUUCCCGGGCUGAGGAAAUCUUCAACCUCCUUCAGGAUCUGAUGCAGUGCAACAGCAUCAAUGUGAUGGAAGAGCCUGUCAUCAUCACCCGCAAUAGCCACCCCGCUGAGCUUGACCUCCCUCGAGCCCCCCAGCCUCCCAAUGCUCUAGGAUACACUGUCUCCAGCUUUUCCAAUGGCUGCCCUGGAGAGGGCCCACGAUGCUCAGCUCCCCGGCGGCUCUCGACAAGCAGCCUGCGGCACCCCUCGCUUGGGGAAGAGUCCACCCAUGCCCUCAUUGCUCCUGAUGAGCAGUCCCACACCUAUGUCAACACACCGGCCAGUGAAGAUGACCACCGCAGGGGCCGCCACUGCCUGCAGCCCCUGCCUGAGGGUCAGGCACCCUUCCUCCUGCAGGCCCAGGGUCCUGACCAACGGGACCCACAGGUGUUCUUGCAGCCAGGCCAGGUGAAGUUUGUGUUGGGCCCGACCCCUGCUCGGCGGCACAUGGUGAAGUGCCAGGGCCUCUGUCCCAGCCUGCAUGACCCCCCACACCACAAUAAUAACAAUGAGGCCCCUUCCGAGUGCCCAGCCCAGCCUAAGUGCACCUACGAGAACGUCAGCGGGGGGCUGCGGCGAGGGGCUGGCUGGAGACUGAGCCCAGAGGACCCAGGCUGGAAUGGCCUUGCCCACCGCCGGGCCGCCCUGCUGCACUAUGAGAACCUGCCCCCACUGCCCCCUGUGUGGGAAAGCCAAGCCCAGCAGCUGGGAGGGGAGGCUGGGGAUGAUGGGGACUUGAGGGAUGGGCUCACACCCUCUUCCAAUGGCUUCCCUGAUGGUGAGGAGGACGAGACCCCACUGCAGAAGCCCACCAGCACGCGGACCGCAAUCCGCAGCCACGGCAGCUUUCCUGUGCCACUGACCCGCCGCCGCGGCUCCCCAAGGGUCUUCAACUUUGAUUUCCGCCGGCCGGGGCCCGAGCCCCCAAGGCAGCUUAACUACAUCCAGGUGGAGCUAAAGGGCUGGGGUGGAGACCACCCUAAGGGGUCCCAGAACCCCUCGAGCCCCCAAGCCCCCAUGCCCACCACCCACCCUGCCCGAAGCUCAGACUCCUACGCCGUGAUUGACCUCAAAAAGACCGUGGCCAUGUCCAACCUGCAGAGAGCUCUGCCCCGAGACGAUGGCACCGCCAGGAAAACCCGGCACAACAGCACCGACCUGCCUCUGUAGGGACGUCCCAGUCCUCACCACCCUUUGCCCCACCAUGAUCCAGCCUGUGCCUCACACUCCUGUCUUCUGAACCCACCCUCCCCAGGGUUCAGGGUUGCUUUGCAGAAGGCAUGGAGGUGGGACCAGAUGCUUCCCUGUGCUGGCUGGAGUCUCCAGAGAUAGCCACCGAGUCUCCUGGUCUGUCUCCAGGCUGGGGAGAGAAGGGUGACCAGGCGAGGAGGGAGCCGAGACGUCAACUGUGAAGGGUUCCUGUGAUUGCGUUUAGCGCCCUCCCGUUCUGUCCAUUUGUCUUGUCUGCUGACUGUCCGUGUGUGUUUUUUUUGGUUGGAAUUUUGAAACAUUUUGUACCUGUUGAUUUUAUUUAUCAGUUUAUUUUUCUAUUUAUUGUUUUAAAUGUAAUUUAACAUAUUUAUUAUUAAUAUAAUUAUUUUUAAAUUCUG